Molecule: messenger RNA, 1786 nt
Organism: Impatiens glandulifera
Lineage: Eukaryota; Viridiplantae; Streptophyta; Magnoliopsida; Ericales; Balsaminaceae
Product: probable CoA ligase CCL9
Exons: 4
Coding region: 91-1665 (524 amino acids)
Biological process (GO): fatty acid metabolic process
Molecular function (GO): medium-chain fatty acid-CoA ligase activity
Source: RefSeq, a predicted model, not a curated record
CAGCAUUUCUCUGCAACUCAAAACCCAUUCUUAUAAUUAGUUCCUUCUCAUAACCCAUUUUCUCAUUCUCAUAUCUAUCUCCAUAUCAACAUGGCCGAUCCAACUCUUACCGGUCUGCUGACGGAAGCGGCUCAAAACUUUCCUUCCCGACGAGCAAUCUCUGUUUCAGGUAAAUUCGAUGUGACCCACUCCCUCCUUCAACGUCUCGUUCACCGUGCCGCUUCUCGCCUCAUCGCCGCCGGAAUUAACCCCGGUGACGUCGUCGCUCUCACUUUCCCUAACACCAUCGAGUUUGUCAUAACGUUCCUUGCGGUUAUCCGAGUCAGAGCAACGGCGGCGCCGUUGAAUCCAGCUUAUACUUUCGACGAAUUCGAAUUCUACCUCUCCGACUCAGAGUCCAAGCUCCUAUUGACAAACAAGGAAGGAAAUGAAUCGGCUCAACUCGCCGCCGAUAAACUCAUGAUUCCCCAUCUCAAAGCCGAGUUCACCGGAGUUGAUUCGGAAGACGUGACUCUCUCUCCGGAGAAAUCGGAACCCGAUUUUGACUCGGUAUCCAAGAUAACCAACGACCCACAAGAUAUCGCACUUUUCCUUCACACCUCAGGCACCACGAGUCGGCCCAAGGGUGUGCCACUGAGCCAACUCAACCUAGCCUCGUCCGUUCAAAACAUCAAAUCGGUCUACAAACUAACCCACUCCGACUCAACCGUAAUCGUCCUUCCUCUCUUUCACGUUCACGGCUUACUCGCCGGAUUACUGAGUUCACUCGCCUCCGGUGCCGCCGUAACCCUCCCAGCAGCCGGCCGCUUCUCAGCCUCAACUUUCUGGUCAGACAUGAAGAAAUAUGAAGCCACGUGGUAUACUGCUGUACCCACAAUCCACCAAAUCAUUCUAGACCGUCAUUUCUCCAAACCCGAGCCCGUUUACCCAAAACUACGGUUCAUCCGGAGUUGCAGUGCCUCGUUGGCACCCGUUAUAUUGGCCCGACUAGAGGAGGCUUUUUGCGCUCCAGUACUCGAAGCAUACGCAAUGACAGAGGCGACCCAUUUGAUGUCGUCGAACCCAUUACCCGAAAAUGGACCGCACAAGCCAGGAUCGGUGGGUAAACCCGUGGGUCAAGAAAUGGCAAUAUUGGAUGUAAAUGGGAUUGAACAAGAAACAGGCCAAAAUGGUGAGGUUUGUAUUAGGGGAGGAAAUGUGACAAAAGGGUAUAAAAACAAUCCGGAGGCUAACAAGACUGCCUUCGGGUUUGGGUGGUUCCACACUGGCGAUAUCGGGUACUUGGAUUCGGAUGGUUACUUGCAUUUGGUGGGUCGUAUAAAGGAGUUGAUCAAUAGAGGAGGUGAGAAGAUAUCCCCAAUUGAAGUAGAUGCUGUCCUUUUGUCCCAUCCAGACAUUGCCCAAGGUGUUGCGUUUGGGGUACCCGAUGACAAGUAUGGGGAAGAGAUAAAUUGUGCUGUGAUUCCCCGGGAAGGACAGAACAUUGACGAGGAAGAGGUGUUGAGAUUCUGUAAGAAGAAUUUGGCUUCGUUCAAGGUCCCAAAGAAGGUGUUCAUCACUGACUCGUUGCCCAAAACUGCAAGCGGGAAGAUCCAAAGGCGCAUCGUGUCUGAGCAUUUCCUGUCUCAGAUCUCGACUGCUAAAGUCCCCAAGUUUGGAGCUUAGCUAAAUUCAAUUCUACCUGUCCACAACAGUUACUUCAAAAUAAAUAAAAAUUUCUCAUUACGAGUUUGUUUAUAUGAGGAAUGUAAUCAUUUAUACCAUAGUAUACUCAAUAUUUUAAUAA